GCGUUCUUCUCUCAGCUACUGUAUUUGUUAUUUUCCACAAGAUCACUGCGUCCUGAGUAAUGAGAUGAAUAAUUGCAGUGACUCUCUCGGAAAAGAUUGGACUCCCGACAGAAAUACUAAUCAAAUAGUCUAGCAGGGAAUUGGUGGUUCCUCAUUGUUUUAAUUUCUGUCUCGUGUGGCCUUCAAUUUCUUGUUUGAACUAGUGCUUGGCUGUUUGGUAAGAAAUUAUAGACGAAGCCGAUCGGUCGUGAAUAAAACCCGAGCUUUCUGGUUCCUUAUAAACCAGUUGGUCAUCAACCUAAUUUGGUGGACGCACUUUCUGAAACAUGUACACAUCUCACAAUAUGUUACAUAUGGGGAUUAGAAUAUACGUCAUGCAUUUACAACUCUUUUUUGUUUACUUUCCUUUUUUUGGGACAUGGAUGUUGGUCAGAGAGACAUGCAUAGAUGGUAACGAAACAUUGUGCCAUACGUUUUCUUUUCAUACAUACACAUAAGAGAGAAUGGGCAGUUGAACAACAACAGGAACAGGAACAGGAUGAUAUGUUACGGUAGGAAUGUUGUUGGGUUUACCCUUUCACUGAGGGAAAAAAAAAGAAAAAGAAUAGCCUACAUUUUAAAGGAGACUUCCCUAUUCCUAUGUGACUCGGUCGACCAACCCCUUUCACCUUCCUCAUCUCCCAUCUUUUCUCUUAUAUCAUACCAUCAUUAAACUGAAGCCCGAGGUAACAUUUUCAGAUCCCUUCUCCCGACAUUCAAUCAAUGCGAUAAAUGGAAGGUCGAGAGCCGCCUCAAGAUCUCCCCGACCACCUCUUCGUGUCCUCCUCAGACCACCCGGCUCCCUCAGAGCCGUCGUCAUCUCAGCUCCCCCGGGAUCUUGAUUGGGUCAGCAGCUUCCUCCAGCUUCCUCCUUAUCAUGGUGGGAGCAACGAUGCUACGGGUGCCGGUAGUUCUUCGUUAGUGGGGGGAGGAGCGCCUGUUAAUGCGGACGAGGAGGAGAGAAAUGUUGGUGGUAAGGAGAGGAGGAAGGCUGGAGGAGGUCAUAGGACGAGGAAGGCGACAAGGCCUCGGUUUGCUUUCCGGACGAGGAGUUCCGAGGAUAUCCUCGAUGAUGGGUAUCGGUGGAGAAAGUACGGGCAGAAGGCUGUCAAGAACAGCAUAUAUCCCAGGAGCUACUACCGGUGCGCGCAUCACACAUGCAAUGUGAAGAAGCAGGUGCAGAGGUUAUCUGAGGACACGAGCACGGUCGUGACGACAUAUGAGGGAGUUCACAAUCAUCCCUGCGAGCAGCUAAUGGAGGCACUCGCCCCUCUCCUGAGGCAAAUUCAGUUCCUCUCCAAGUUCUAAUUCAUUAAGCUGAUCUUUAUAUACAUCUUAAUCUUAAACUGAUCAUCGGUCACUUAGGCAUCGACAAAACUAUACGGAGUGACUCCGUACAUAUAUAUCUUUUAACAGUUCUGUUUCUCCAUGCAUUGCAUAUAGAUUAUAUUUGUAAUUCCUGACAGCUAUCAUGCACACAUGAUUAACAAAAAGAAGGUCCACAACCUCGUUUCUGUGUAUUGGCGCAUUCGUCGACUCAUUCCGGUUUUAUUUUGGCAAACUCUUUGUUUUUCAUCUUCGAGAUGGAUAUUUCUAAUAAAUUUGAGGUAAACUAUAAGUAGCAUGCCCUUUUGAUGAUUUUUUUUUAUAACUACAUUCCCGGUGUUAUUAUUAAAAGACCAUUACAUCCGAUAAAUUGUUCAAGGCUGACACGCCCUUUAAGUUAUCAAAAGACACCUUCCCUCAUGCAUGAGGAAGGGUUUGCAUUCUUCUUAAAUAUGGGGCGUUAGCUAGUUUACCAAAAUAUGGGAUGUUAUUGUCCUUUAAUAUAAUAAUUGUAAAAGGAAUUCACCGAAAAUAUAAAUAAUUAUAAAAACGAACUUGCUGUAUUCCUAUUCAACGUCGGUUUUGUUCCGCCUUGAAAAGACAAAUAUUUUUUUCAUAUAUAAAAGAUAUUAUAUAUCAAUCAUGCUUAAAGUUCGUUUAGGAGUACCGUGGGAGAUUCCACAAUCACUUUUCCUUAUAAUUUUAAGUAGAUUUGAUAUUUGGUGAGUGUGUUUGAAACCAUGAUUGGGUCAAAAUUGUAGUUGCAAACGUGAUUUUGUCAAACAAGUUUAUAGGUGCUUAUGAAAUUUACUUAUACUUAUUCUGUUUCAAGUAUUAAUAAUUACUUUUAUUUUACUUUUAACAGUUUUCAAUUGUUACAUUCCAAACGCUUUUACUCAUUCUAAAAUCAGCACUUAUUUUUCAGUAAUUAUACUUCGGCACUUUUAUUUCAGUAGCAUCACUCCCAAACCAAGUCUUAAUAAUGAUUAUUUGGCAUUAAGCUUAAUAGUUUAGCACAUAUCUUCCAUAACGAGGAAUAAAAAGUAUAGUAUCCUUUACAAUAUUGUACAAAACUAAUUUUCUAUUUUUUUUUCCAAACAUGUUUAUUAAAACUUUAUGUUUUAGAAAUCAGCAAAUUACUGGGUUCAAUAACCUAAGCACGAAGCAAAUCCCUCUCACUGAGACCCCCUUCUCGUUUUUUUUCCCCCCUCCAUUCUUAAAACUAGGAUUUUUCAAGUAAUCUUUUUGGUCAAACACUUAGCUUAUGAUUGACCAAAUUUUGAGUCUUCUCAGUAAUAUAUAUUUAGAUUUUCUCGAAUUUAUUCAUAAUAUAUUUGCAAUUUUUAUUUGGAUGUUUCUGAAGAGACUUCUCUUAUGUAUUCAGACACGGCGUUACAUGUCCAUUGGAUAGUUGCCAUUUGCAUGACACUAUUUGAUUUUUUAUUACAUCAGUGAAUGAUUAUAUAUUUGUAUGUAUAUUCGCAUAUUGUACAGUACUAAUUAAAGAAAUUACUCCCAUGUUUUAUUUA
Molecule: messenger RNA, 2894 nt
Organism: Punica granatum (pomegranate)
Lineage: Eukaryota; Viridiplantae; Streptophyta; Magnoliopsida; Myrtales; Lythraceae
Source: RefSeq, a predicted model, not a curated record